Molecule: messenger RNA, 749 nt
Organism: Phialemonium atrogriseum
Lineage: Eukaryota; Fungi; Ascomycota; Sordariomycetes; Cephalothecales; Cephalothecaceae
Exons: 3
Coding region: 32-580 (182 amino acids)
Source: RefSeq, a predicted model, not a curated record
UGAUGGAAGGAAUCCUUCAACCCUGCACGCGAUGAUACUUAAGGUGUGUCAAGUUGACCGAGCACUCUGGCCGCUAAGUGUUCCAAGUGCGCCUUCUACAAACAACAUUCAUAUAUCGGCAAGUAAAUUCUCUCGACAGAUACCUACCUACAGACCCGGUGUAACAGUUAUUUUUGCAAUUGAUUCAUUUCAUCAGAUAGCAAAUAUGUCAUCAUUCUUCAGCGGCGCGGCAAAGCUGCUGCACAGCUCCAAGCUGCCCGAAGACACAACCACACAGCAGGCGAUUGCGAUGCUACAGGACCAUGAAUUCUUCCUCCACUGUGACCCCCACAUGGCCAAGUUCCAGCCGGUAGAGACCGACACGCAUGCACCAAUCCCCGAGAGAAUCGAGGCGCUCGGCGAGACCAAGUCGUAUCAGAUCAAGGGCGAGGAGGGCCAGCUGGAACUGGUCGAGGACGUCGAUAUCAACUGCUCCAUGUUGCUGGUGUCCAUCGUCAGGUCGCAGUGUGAGAACGGUUGGCAGAAGAUCCACGAGAAGAUGAUCGGCAGGCUCAGGGAGGGUCCCCAGAAGACUCCAUGAUGGCAACCUCUGGCCCCAGUUUUGUUUCAUUUGGUUUGAUGCGUCUUGUCAAGAAGCCAUCGCUCUGUUGUGAUCGAUUACCCUGCUGUCACGACCCCCAAGGUAGUCUCUGGCAGAAUUCUUACCGUGGAAACUAGAGCUUGACCUUUUCAAGUCCUGCUCCGGCAAU